AGUCAGGGGUUGGUGACAAAGUCGUAGUUGCCGCCACCUCCCUCCAACCGUCGCCCGUCGGCCAGACUCCAAAGUCCAAUCCCAUUCCGCACCCCAUAUUUUACUAAUCAAUGCAAUUUGCCAACCUCACCUAACGAAACCCAUCCCUGCUAUCAAUCCUAUUGAUUCCCCUUCCCAUAUUUCUUCCUUAGUUCACUUCGUUAGUUUGCGUCUCCUACUCUCUUUAAAGCCACUUUUGACUGGUGGUGAGUUGUUCGUCUGUAACACUGCCUCCCAACUUCCACCACCAGCCUCAAUUGCUAGGUAGGAUAUACCCUAAUCCCAAAAAGCAAAGAAACCUCCUUCGUCUGUCUCUGUCAAUCAGUUUCUGGGUUUUUACCAAAGGCGAAGGAAAGAACAGUUGACCUGAGGAGAUGAGCGGCGAACAGAAGGUGUUCACUUUGGCCGAGGUCUCUGAGCACAACACCGCCAAGGACUGCUGGCUGGUCAUCGAGGGCAAGGUAUACAAUGUGACAAAAUUUUUGGAAGACCAUCCUGGUGGUGAUGAGGUUUUGCUGCAAUCAACAGGGAAAGACGCGACAGAAGAUUUUGAAGAUGUCGGGCAUAGCACCAGCGCAAGGGCGAUGAUGGACGAGUUCUACAUGGGGGAAAUCGACUCUUCUACCAUCCCAACCAAGGUCAACUACACAGCUCCUAAGCAGCCUCACUACAGCCAGGACAAGACCUCCGAGUUCCUCUACAAGCUCCUCCAGUUCUUAGUCCCCCUCCUCAUUUUGGGUGUGGCUUUCGGCAUUCGCUUAUAUGGCAAAUCACCCUCUUCUUAAGGACUACGUAAAGAAAAGGCUCCUGUGGAUCUAAUCAAUCCCCGUGCUCUGCUGUUACAGAUUAGAAGGUGAUUGUGGCUCCUAUCAGUGCUUCGGGUUUCAUGUGUUCUUUUAGGAAUCUUUUUUUCCCGUUUAUGAUCUUGUACUGCUGCUAUCCCUCCUCCUUUUGCUUUGACAUCAGAAACUGGUUCGGACUCUAUUGGGAAUUCGAGAUUACCAUCUGGCAGCGUUCUUCAACGCAAUAGGCUUUUGUUCCGCGUUAGUUAUGUUUGUUGAGAGCUGAAUAAGGUGAAGGUAAAUAACCAUGAUGCUGAAGUGAGCUGACUAAAGUUUGUUGAGAGCAACAUGCUACACUUAACACGAAGUAAAGAAACCAUGAUGCUGAAAUGAGCUGAAUAAGAAGUUUCCCCUGAACCAAGAUGCAGGGAAGACUUUCUUGUCGAGUCGUUGAUAUUGUAAGGAUUAGUCAUAUAUCUCAACCAAGAAAACCAUAAAUAUUAA
Molecule: messenger RNA, 1325 nt
Organism: Linum trigynum
Lineage: Eukaryota; Viridiplantae; Streptophyta; Magnoliopsida; Malpighiales; Linaceae
Source: the annotation of a GenBank genome assembly